Molecule: messenger RNA, 534 nt
Organism: Symbiodinium sp. CCMP2456
Lineage: Eukaryota; Dinophyceae; Suessiales; Symbiodiniaceae
Source: the annotation of a GenBank genome assembly
GUGUACAAAGAGCUCGACUAUGCCACGAAUUUUGCCGCGAAUGGCACUGGCGAGUGGAAAGACUCCGGCCUCGGUGAGGCCUUCGAAGCUGCGAUGCGGAACCCAAACCAGAUCAAUGUCAUCGACUGGAAGCCCUAUGGGCCGAGCUAUGGCGCUCUUGCCAGUUUUUUGUCCACGGGCAUUAAGAAGAACGGUGCGCUGAUUGGUGUGUUUUGCACGCAAAUGCCGCCAGAGUCCAAGCCCAUCACCAUACAGGAGAUGGAGCCGAAACUGCUUAAGACUGAAGCCUCGCAAAACCUGGCCAUCAAUGCCUACAUCAACGGCGGAGGAGUUUGCGGAAAUGCACUCACCAUUCAACAGUACGAGUUGGCGUUGGAGAAGAUCAGCAGACUGGAAUACAAGUUUCAGAAAACAGAGACGGAGUUUGCCCUGGUGGCAAGUGGCUACACGGCCCAGUGGCUGUCAGCCUCUGCAGCGGGUCUGGAGGCGCACAAGCAGUACCUCGUCGUGGAGGCUGCUAAGCCUGAGCUCGUG